CAAUUCAACCUGCUGACAAAGAAAAACAACUAUCUUUUGUAAUUUGGCAGCCAUGCUGUAUUUUCAAAAAGGCUGACAUCUAAAGUCAAUUGAUUAACAUAACAAUGUCUCUAUUCCUAUAGGAUAUAAAAGGGCCAUGGCUCGCUUAGUCAGUGUUGCAGUGUGAUCACAUUUAGCUAACACAAUGGGAAAGAUAAUCUUCUACGAGGACAAGAACUUCCAGGGUCGCUCCUAUGAGUGCAACACCGACUGUGCCGACCUGCACACCCAUUUCAGCCACUGUAACUCCAUCCAAGUGGAGAGUGGUAGCUGGAUGGUCUAUGAGCGGCCAAACUACAUGGGCUACCAGUACUUCCUGAGAAGGGGAGAGUAUCCCGACUACCAGCGCUGGAUGGGCUUUAAUGAUUGCGUGAAAUCCUGCCGCAUGAUCCCUCAAAAUCAGGGAGCUCACAAGAUGAGAAUCUACGAGCGCUCUGACUUUGGCGGUCAGAUGCUGGAGUUUGCUGAUGACUGCCCCUCCCUCUACGAUCGAUUCCAUUACAAUGAUAUCCACUCUUGCAAUGUUAUGGAGGGGUAUUGGCUCUUCUAUGAGCAUCCCAACUACAGAGGCAGGCAGUAUCUCCUGAUGCCUGGCGAGUACAGGAGAUACAGUGACUGGGGAGCCAUCAAUUCCAGGAUUGGCUCCAUCAGACGUGUUGUUGCUCACCCAAACUGAGAGGCAAUACAUUGUCAACAUGAAAAUGAGCCU
Salvelinus fontinalis (brook trout) is the source of this 748-nucleotide messenger RNA. Its product is annotated as gamma-crystallin S-1-like. Gene Ontology annotation, biological process: visual perception; lens development in camera-type eye. The coding region runs from base 185 to 715 and encodes 176 amino acids. The record is from RefSeq and is a predicted model, not a curated record. The transcript is spliced from 3 exons. Gene Ontology annotation, molecular function: structural constituent of eye lens. NCBI's taxonomy places the organism in Eukaryota, Metazoa, Chordata, Actinopteri, Salmoniformes, Salmonidae.